CGUUGGACAGGUCUCUUUAAAUUCGAGAGUAAGUGAAAAGUGCUCACCGCUUUGUUCGCACGGGCUCACCAGGCCCUGGAGCAGUUUGCCUUCCCCUCCGCCACCUUAAAACCAGCGUCAUGUAAAAGAAGAAGCGCCGUCAGAAGGGGGCGCAGAUGCGCCACCCAUGAUCCUCCAGCCGCUAUCACCACCGGCUGGCGACCCCCUUGGCCGAAGGCACCCUUACAGGCACCGGCCCACGAUGCCUGGGGUUUGGCGAAGACCACGAUGAACCUCCCUAACCUCCUUCUGAUAUCGCUUCUGUGGUCCCAUGUCGCUGUUGUCGCGCCGCUGGUGGUGCGUCAGCAGCAACAGACGAGCGUGCGGGAAGCGUUGCAGAAGCUGAGGCGGCAUGUUGAGCUUCAGUCUGUGGGCGACCCGGUCAACCCGGCCGACCCGCACCAGGUCGAGCCCCCGGCGGCAGUGGAUGAGGAGACAAACGACGUGGACACGCUGCUGAGGAGUCGGCGCCAGGAAAGGGAGCAGGCCGUCAUGGUGCAGAUCAACGUAUUCAACAACGACGGCAAGGGCUAUUGGCACAAGAAGAAAAAGACGCCCGGUGCCGGUAGGAACAGGUUGACUUCGACGAGCCCGUCGGAGCAAGGGUUUACGACGGACGAGUCACCCGCCACCACUUGUCAAGAAAGAGAUAACGACAAGAUAGAGGAGGUGGCCGAAACCACCCCAACCUUGAUUGCACGUUCACCUUGCGGAGGUGACAGUGCGCAAGGGAUGGGCGUUGAAUGCGCUCCGCAACAAGAGGAAAAUCAAGACGAAAGUCACUCGGAACCACCGCCGUACCUUCCGCGUUCCGACGACCAAUUCGAUUACCACGACGAACAGUUGAUCCCAAAUCAAAGACCACAUGGGCGGAUGAAGGCGCUGGACGAGGUCUUGCCGGACAUAAAUCGCAGGAGAGCAAGACCUUACCUUGCAGUCCUACCAGAGGUCAGCAAGAAACUGGGCGACCAUCGCGCCGAGGCAAAACCGGCAGGUUUAUUUCCGUUCCGGCUGCCGGACCAAGCGGAAGCGGACGAGACGUCCCAGAGAGAAAACACGCGGUCACCGAUAGUACAGAAAAUGCUUGGCGUCUUCAUGUUGCGCGCUCCGAAUGUACAGUCGGAGCCGACGACUCUGUGUGUCUGUUCCACCACUCCGGGAACCGUUAAACCAAAGCCCGCCGUCCCUCUGUUUCCCUGGAUGGCCGGAAGAGGCGUCAAGGAACUGGCUGGAAGACGGUGGUCCCAGCGGGAACGGUUUCAUCCGAACCGCGCUCCCACCUACGCGCCGCUGCCCCUGGAAACGGAAGCCACCGUGCCACCGCCCGAUUAUGAAAACUAUCCGGUCCAAGAGAAUGAGGACGUCCAGGUCCAUCGGAGCGUCGGUGGCGCGACUGGAGGCUCUUACAGUCGCCGUGGAGCUCGGUCCCACGCGAAGAGCGUGGCUAGGAAUCCGUUCUCGGUGGUGCAUUUGAAGGCCAAGCCGCGCCCUCGGAUCAAAAGAGACAUACAGCAGCCCGUGCAGCCGGGUCAGUACGGAUGGUGUCCGUGCCAACCCUCCCCGAAACCCAAAUGCAGGAAGACGACGCACAGGAGGAAACCGUGCACUAAAUCUAGGAAGCCGUGCACCAGGUCCAAGAAGCCCUGUCGAAAGGCCACCACGAGUUGCAACAAGAGUCUUUCUUGGGGACAAGGUCCGAGCUAUGCGCCGCCCGCGAACUUCCUGCCGUUGCCCCCGGGACAGUCUCAAGACCAGUGGAGUUUGGCGGGCCGUCCGUGACGUCGUUCGAAACCGGUCACCGGUGCAGCUCUCCUCGGCGACCGCGAGAUUGUGCAUCGCGUGGUAGCGCGACAUUAAUCCCACUGUUUGUCAUCUUGGAAAAUUAAGUUUGCUGUUAUGAAUGAAUCAAGUAUAAUGUCCAUUUUAAUUAACUGUACAAAAAAAAAAAAAACUAUAGACCUUUUGUAUGUUUUGUGUUUCAUAAAAAAAAAUUCUUAAAAAAAAA
Molecule: messenger RNA, 2044 nt
Organism: Ixodes scapularis (black-legged tick)
Lineage: Eukaryota; Metazoa; Arthropoda; Arachnida; Ixodida; Ixodidae
Exons: 2
Coding region: 268-1818 (516 amino acids)
Source: RefSeq, a predicted model, not a curated record